UUUUUUUUUAGCUAUCUGUUAGUUGUUUUCAAUAUAACUGAUUUUUUAAUUGAGUCAUAUAUAAAGAAAAAAAGAUGUAUCAUUGUAGUACUCAUUACAAUAAUAAAUAUGAAAAAGCUGAUACUACUAACGAAAUUGAAGAUAUAUUUUUGUUUACGGAACUAUUUCCAAAUGAUCAAAGUAUGAAUGAAACAGAAUCUGCCAAGGAACUAAAAAGAUCACUACCAGCACCUUACAUAGUCGAAAACAAAGAGAAUGAAGCUACAAAAAAGAUUACAACAGAAGAACCAGCAUCCAAAAAUAGCCUUGGUUCAAAGAAGCAUAGGUUAGCUAAAGCAGUAUUCGUAACUUUGUAAUAUAUAUUUAUCUUCAUGUUCGCCUCACUCCCUUCUUCCCCCCCUUUUUUUUUUCUUUUUAGUCGCUAUCAAACAUCUACAAAUAAAGCUGAAAAGAGGGCUGAGCAUAACGCUAUUGAACGCGCUCGUAGAGAGUGUUUAAAUACCAAGUUUCAACAGUUGGCUAGAAUUCUUCCUAAUCUCCAACAUCAUCGCCGUCCAUCUAAAGGUCAAAUAGUAGAAAAGGCUCUUGACUGGGUUAAACAAAGUACAACAAAAGAGAACAGAUAUCAAUAUCAAAUUAUGCAAUUACAAAAUGAGAAUAAAAAACUUUUAAAAGAAAUUAAUAGGGUUAAAGAGCAAUCAUUAAAGGAAACCAUAGAAUCACCCACAUUAUCAUCAUCAUUGCCCACUUAUUCUUAUAAAAAUACUCUCUUUUCUUCCAGUUUUCAACAGCAAAUUCAAGUAAACUCUAUUAAGACUGAAAGAGAUGAUAAUCAUAAUACCUCAAUUACUUCUGCAAAUGAUACUGUAAGCUCUUCUAGCUAUCAUAACCACCAACAAAAUAUAAAUCUUCCUCUAAUGUAUCCUAUACCUUCCCCAAAACAGAAUUGGAAUUAUCUUCAGCACAAUACUUCUUCAUCUAAUAGCUUUAUAUAUGCUCCAGUUGAGGAAAAUCUAAUCUUGAAUAAAUCCUUACAACUGCCAGACAUGGAAUUAAUUCCUCAUAAAGGUGAAAAUAAAUAUAUGUUUUCUAGCGAAGAAUUUUGAACAUGUAAUCAACAGGCGCACAUGAUAGGUGAUUGUACUCCUCAUACUAUAUUUGUAAAUUUGCAUUCAUUAUAAAUUAUCAAAUUAUUAUAGAUUUUUCGAAUAGUUUCCUAAUCAACCUUUCAAUCCUAUUCUUAUAUAUUAGAAAAUUACUCUUUAAGCAUAUAAACUUUAAUACUAAAGACUGAUAUUGCUUAUUUACCUUCGAUUCUAUUAUUCUAUUCUUUACACAUACUCAACUCAGUAUAUAAUAUAUAAUCAAAAAUAAAGAGAUUAUAUCGUUUUU
Molecule: messenger RNA, 1392 nt
Organism: Cokeromyces recurvatus
Lineage: Eukaryota; Fungi; Mucoromycota; Mucoromycetes; Mucorales; Mucoraceae
Exons: 2
Coding region: 372-1106 (244 amino acids)
Biological process (GO): positive regulation of transcription by RNA polymerase II
Cellular component (GO): RNA polymerase II transcription regulator complex
Molecular function (GO): DNA-binding transcription factor activity; protein dimerization activity
Source: RefSeq, a predicted model, not a curated record